This is a messenger RNA of Lates calcarifer (barramundi perch), 1289 nucleotides long. RefSeq names its product Tp53rk binding protein (gene tprkb). The record is from RefSeq and is a predicted model, not a curated record. The transcript is spliced from 4 exons. Lineage: Eukaryota; Metazoa; Chordata; Actinopteri; Centropomidae. Gene Ontology annotation, cellular component: nucleus; EKC/KEOPS complex; cytosol. Gene Ontology annotation, biological process: telomere maintenance via recombination; tRNA threonylcarbamoyladenosine modification. The coding region runs from base 103 to 630 and encodes 175 amino acids.
GUCACCGUGUUAUGGUUCCCACUGUGUGCAGCUCUCACGUGAAGCUCGGUGGUAACUGUUUAUUAACUGUAAUUUUGUCAUAUUUUGCCACUCAUUUUCAUCAUGCAUCUAACGCAGGAGCUAGAGCUUUUUCCCGAACACAGAGUGACGCUACUACUUUUCAAAGAGGUCAAAAAUGCAGCGGAGUUGAGAAAAAGUGCCAUGGAGGGUAAAAUAAAUGGUGCCUUGAUCAACCCCACGAUGCUGGUGGAUCCAUUCCAAGUGCUGGUAGCUGCAAAUAAAGCAGUUCACUUACAGAAAAUUGAAAAAAUGAAGACAAGAAAUCUCUACUCUGAGAUUAUCUUCAACCUGUCACCUACUAAUAACAUCUCAGAGGCCUUCAAAAGGUUUGGGAUCUCAGAUGGCGAUGACUCUGUAAUGGUGGUUGUGGUUCACAACAAAGACGAGUCGCAGCUUCUGACGGACAUCGUAGCCAAGGUGGAUGGACAACAGGUUUCAGUGGAAGAUAUUUCCUCGAUGUCAGACUCCGCAAAGAUCAAAAAGCUGUAUAAAGUCACUCCCCAGGAGGAGAAGUGUGGAACUCUACUGGAUGCAGUUGUAUGCAGAAUGGCCACCAAGGAUGUCUUGUAGCUCCAACACCACAACAUAACUUUUCUUAUAGAACACUUAUUGUAUUUUUCCUAUAUAUAUGAUGUUAAGAUGUGUUUUUUCUUAAUAAUGUUAUCACACUGUAUUGUAAAGUGCCAAGCCUCCAACUGUUGUCCUCCUGGCACUCAGUGCAAACUCUCAUCUGUGCGCCAGCUAUGGAAAAAUUCUCAGUCUCCCAGCUGAGGUAAAUAUAUCUUAUUUUUCAUGAGUCUUUACACGAACCUGUCUUUAUUCCUGUUAUAGUCUAUAUGUUGGUUAGACAGUAAGGUACGAGGAAAAGUUUGGGAGGUGGUUAGGGAAGUCAGAGUACAUUAUUUAGCAUCAUGCUUAGUCCCCACAGCAAUAUUUCAUGCUUGUCACUCUUCUGAAACCCUCCAGUUAUUUUUGUUUCUGAAAGCUGAAGGUACAUUGUGAGAUUUUUUUACAGAGGGGGACAGUGAUGUAAAGCUGGUCUCAUGCCAGCAGUGCUGAAUAAUGAAAGAAAAGUGCUCUAGGCCAAAUAUCAGCAAGGUCUCUAGAGAAUUAAAUAAAAAAUACUUUUACAUUCACAGCACUGACAUGAAAGAUCCACAGUCAAGCCAAAUUUCAGUUAAACCCUGUCAGACGAUGAAAAGAAUAAUAAAUGCACUGGUUGUCUAAAA